UGGACAAAACGUGGUCGGGCUUUGCCGCUUUGCCGGUGCGGCUGGCGCUCGGCACGCGUAUUGUUUAAUAACGAGCCCGCCUCUGCUUCCUGCAGGAGCAACUGCCACCCCAGCAUUUUGGCGGGCAUGCGGAGGGAGUACGCCAGGCCGCAGUUCCUGCCCCUGGACGCCGAGCACGCCCACCACGACUUCAUCUUCAUGGGGUACUCCCAGGGCGCCGCCAUGCACCUGGAUUACAUCAGUCGACUGAUGUGGCAAGCCCAGUUGAAGGGUCACAAAACCUGGAUGUUGACUCCCCCUCCUGAGUGUGAGCAUGUAUGCUCUUCAUUUUCUUUCCGCGCUGCUCCCGGGGAUGUCGUGCUUUUGGACACCCGCCAGUGGUACCAUAAGACUCAAAUCGAUGAGAAGGAAUUUAGUCUUACAGUUAGCUCAGAGUAUGGUUAGUCAACUUUACUCUGGCUAAAAAAAAAUAAAUGAGUAUUUCUUGUCAAAUGUAAGUUACCGUAGUUAAUAACAGUAUUCUUUUACAUGUGUAGACUUAAAACAUUUUAAGCAUUGUUGCUACUUUCAGAAUCAAAAUGUGACUCUGAUUUUGUUUCAUCUCCCAUCAAUGUACUUAUUUUUUUGUGAUAUUUUAUAAUGUUAUCAACAUUAUUUUACUAGAGUUGAACUCCUUAUGUGGAUGUAUUUGUGCCAUAGAUUUCUCAAUAAAACAUUUGAAAUGUCUAAGAAAA
Frankliniella occidentalis (western flower thrips) is the source of this 734-nucleotide messenger RNA. RefSeq lists its product as uncharacterized. The record is from RefSeq and is a predicted model, not a curated record. The transcript is spliced from 3 exons. Lineage: Eukaryota; Metazoa; Arthropoda; Insecta; Thysanoptera; Thripidae. The annotation marks the transcript as partial.